UGGUAUUUAUUUUUUGGCGGGAAGGUAAUUCUUAUCGUUAUCGGCACGGUCACACUAGCGACAGGUGAUUGACUAUGUAAUCUUCCCAUUAUAAACAAGCAAGUUAAGUGGUCCACCUUAAAUCAAGCACUAUGCUGCAACUUAGUCGUACCCUGCUGCGCUCGCGAUAUUGGCAUCGCGGCCGCUGGGUCUCUACCUGGACUCCGCUGGCCACAGCCUUUAAUUCUCCUCCGGCCAGGCGGCUCAAUUUUACCCGCGACGAUGUGGGUCUCUUUUGUAUGCCGGAACUGCGGGGCUUCGAGGGUUUCUACUUGUUACGCGACAACGCGGAAAGCCGGACGCAGGAGCUCAUAUCGGAGGCCAUAUCCGAUCAGCGGCGGCGGAAGAUGGUUGACAUUUUCGACGAGCUCUCCGACACCUUGUGCAAGGUAGCGGACCUAGCCGAGUUCGUUAGGAUCGCCCAUCCUCAGAGCAAGUACACCCAGGCGGCAGAGCAGGCCUGUAUCAGCAUUUGCGGCGUUGUGGAGAGCCUUAAUACGCAUAAGCCCAUUUACCAGGCCCUGAGCCAUGUGGUUCAGCACGGGGACAAGCUGCCAACAAGUGAGGUGGAUAGGCAUGUAGCCCGAUUGUUUCUAUUUGACUUUGAACAAUGCGGCAUCCAUUUGCCUGAGGAGGAGCGCCUACGGGUUGUUCGUCUCAACGACUACAUUCUUCAGCUGGGCCAGAAGUUCAUGAGUGGAGCCGUGCAGCCCAGCGUUCUCCCGCGCCAUCACGUCCCUGAGGCUAUUCGUAACUACUUUCCGACCUCCGGCGACAAUGUAAUUAUCACGGGACUGUGCACAAACGCAGCGAACGUGCAGGUUCGGGAGGCCGCCUAUCGGCUAUACCUGCAACCUUCCGACAGCCAGGAGAAUCUGCUGCGAGACCUGCUGCUCUGCCGGCAUGAGCUGGCCCGCAGCUGUGGAUUCGAGACGUACGCCCAUCGGGCCCUUAAUGGCAGCACCAUGGAGAGACCCGAAAUUGUCCACGAGUUUAUCGACGAGCUGUCGGAGAAAUUGCGACCGCGCGCUGAGGCCGACUUUGCCAAAAUGACUCAAAUGAAACGCCGAGAGUGCGGUCGGGCGGACGCCAUGGUUGAGGUUUGGGAUACACCCUAUUUCACCACCCAGAUGAGGAGGCAAUCCCUCGAGGAACAGACCAACGAGUUUCUUCCAUACUUCUCGCUGGGUGGCUGCAUGGAAGGAUUGGAUAACCUGCUACGUGCUCUCUAUGGCGUCCGGUUGGAGAACACCGAGAUGGAGCCAGGCGAAUCGUGGCACAACGACAUCUACAAGCUGGCUGUAGUGCACGAAAGAGAAGGCCUUCUGGGCUACAUCUACUGCGACUUUUUUGAACGCACUGGCAAGCCCAACCAAGACUGCCAUUUCACCAUCAAGGGAGGCAAGCGUCUGCCGGACGGCACCUACCAACUCCCCGUGGUAGUGGUCAUGCUGGGUCUGGCGCAGCCGCGCUGGAGCGGACCGACCCUGCUGUCGCCUGCGCGCGUUGACAACUUAUUCCACGAAAUGGGUCACGCCAUGCACUCGAUGUUAGCUCGUACCGAGCAUCAACAUGUGACGGGUACGAGGUGCUCCACAGACUUUGCCGAGGUCCCCAGCGUACUCAUGGAGUACUUUGCCAGCGAUCCGCGCGUGCUGCGAACCUUCGCCCGCCACUUCCAGACUCACGAGCCCAUUUCGGAAGAUAUGCUUAGGCGGCUGUGCGCCUCCAAGCACCUCUUUGCUGCCAGCGAGACGCAGCUCCAGGUGUUCUACUCAGCCUUGGACCAAGAGUACCACGGAGCAGGGGCCCAGAAGGAUGGCAGCAGCACGGAGACUCUGCGCUCCGUGCAGAGCCGCUUCUAUGGCCUGCCCUAUGUGGAGAACACGGCGUGGCAGCUGCGCUUCUCCCACCUUGUGGGCUACGGAGCCAAGUACUACGCUUACCUCGUUUCGAAGACAAUCGCCUCCUGGAUCUGGCAGACGUACUUUGAAGCGAACCCCUUUAACCGACAGGCGGGCGAGAAGUACCGAUCCGAAAUCCUUGCCCACGGAGGAGCCGUCCCCAGCCGGAAGCUGGUGGCAAACUUCCUGCAGCGCGAAAUGACGCCCAGCGUGUUGGCCGACAGCCUUAUCGCCGAGAUUGACGCCGACGAGUUGAAAAUCAAGGACCUGAUCAGCAGAAGUUAACACUCCUUACGCCCUUUUCAGUUUUAUAUCAUUCUCGUAUUAGUUAACUUUUAUUGCCUUUGUUUUA
Messenger RNA from Drosophila gunungcola (fruit fly), 2295 nucleotides. RefSeq names its product mitochondrial intermediate peptidase. Gene Ontology annotation, cellular component: mitochondrion. Lineage: Eukaryota; Metazoa; Arthropoda; Insecta; Diptera; Drosophilidae. The record is from RefSeq and is a predicted model, not a curated record. Gene Ontology annotation, molecular function: metalloendopeptidase activity. The coding region runs from base 132 to 2228 and encodes 698 amino acids. The transcript has 3 exons. Gene Ontology annotation, biological process: peptide metabolic process.